UGUUGGGCCUUUUCUUCUCUCUCUCUCUUUUUGUUGUUGUCGUCUCCAAACUCUCAAUUGAUGAGAAGAGGAAGAAGAGAAGGGCCGGCAGGGAGUAGAAGAGGGAGAUGAGAGCUUGUUUCAUCAAAGAAAUGGAGGGACGGAAGGAUCACUGAUAAAGGAAGAGUUCCUUGAUUUGUUUGUUUGUUUGUUUAUGUAUACUUCCUCUCUCUCUCUCUCCCUUGAAACUGUUUGAUUAGUUUUCAUGGAAAUUUUGGGGGUUUCUUCUCUUCUCUUUUGUCAUAUAGAAAGAGUCAAAGGAAGGGAAUUCUAUUUGAACUCGUCGAGAGACUGAGGAAGAAGAAAGCUAGCUAGCUAGCUAGCGCCGUCAAUUAGGUAGAGAAAAAAAAAGUCCCCUUGUUUUUAGAAAAUGGCAUCAGCUUCCUCGUCGUCACCCUUCCUGGGAAUCAGAGAUCAAGAGGAGGAGCUCCAAAAUCAAAUGAAGACACCAACAACACCACUUCAGUUUCAUCAGCCGCCGCGAUCUUCUUCUCCAACGUCGGCCACCGCCGUUCCUGCAGUGAAGAAGAGAAGGAACCAGCCCCGGGAUCCAACAGAUCCUGACGCGGAGGUGAUCGCCCUGUCUCCGACCACGCUGCUGGCGACCAACCGCUUCGUUUGCGAGGUGUGCAACAAGGGGUUCCAGCGGGAGCAGAACCUGCAGCUCCACCGGCGCGGCCACAACCUGCCGUGGAAGCUCCGGCUGAAGAGCUCCAAGGAGCCGCCGCGGCGCCGGGUGUACCUCUGCCCCGAGCCCUCCUGCGUCCACCACGACCCCUCCCGCGCCCUCGGCGACCUCACCGGCAUCAAGAAGCACUUCUGCCGCAAGCACGGCGAGAAGAAGUGGAAGUGCGACAAGUGCGCCAAGCGCUACGCCGUCCCCUCCGACCUCAAGGCCCACGCCAAGACCUGCGGCACCCGCGAGUACCGCUGCGACUGCGGCACCCUCUUCUCCAGGCGUGAUAGCUUCAUCACGCAUCGGGCUUUCUGCGACGUGCUCGCGCAGGAGAGCACGAGAUUGCCGAACGCGGCCGGCAUCGGCGGUCACCUCUACGGAAGCAACAUGAUGGCUAUGAAUCUAUGUCAGGUGAACUCGCAAUUGCUCUCGUCGCUUCAAGAGCAGAACAACGAUGCGUCGUCAUCGGCGGCGGCGGCCGGUGCACAAUUUAGACAGCUUGUCAAUCCUCCGGCCCAGUUUCGGGCGCCGGCGCCUGCGAACUUCUACCUCGGUAAUGGUUCCAACGUCGUCCAGGACUUCGACAUGGAGGAGCAUUCCUUGCUACAGAGAAAACCUUUCCAUGGCCUGAUGCAACUCCCGGAUCUCCACGGCAAUUCUUCUUCCGGUAACUUGUUCGACCUCAGCUUCUUCUCCAAUAGCGGCGCCGUCGAGGGCUGCAGUGCCGAUCCGGCCAUGAUGUUCUCUAGCAGUCUGGUUGCGGACCACGCCGGUGGAGCGAUGGCUUCUUCUUCUCUCUACAACGCCGACUCGUCGACGUCGGCUCACCCGCGGAUGUCCGCCACUUCACUGCUCCAGAAAGCAGCUCAAAUGGGCUCCAUCGAGACCAGCGGCGGCGCCGCCGCAGGUGGAUCCUUGCCACUGGCAGGAUUCGGCGUCGCUGGCAACCCCAGGCCGCCGCCACACUUCGGUGGCAGCUUCAACACCGGCGACGCCUUUCACACCGACAUGGACAACGCAACCAGCCUCCAAAACAUAAUGAACGCGCUGGCAAAUGGAAGCGCCGGCGCCGGCCUAUUCGGCUGCAGCGCGCCGUUCGUGGAAAGCGGGCCACGGCAUGAGGCUGCAGUGGUGGAAUUAAGCAGCUUCGGCGGCGGACUGGACGCUCCCGACGACGCCGAGUUCAACCUCGCCGCCGGCGGCCUCGCAGGCCCCGAUCAUCUGACUAGAGACUUCCUCGGAGUAGGCCGCACGGUGAGGACCGCCAGCGCCGGCCCGAUGUCUCGACGGGAACUGAAUCACGGCACGGACAUGUGUGCGUUUGAUCCCAAAUGAGCAAAGGAAGAGGAAAACAAGACAAAUUGAAAAAGAAAAAAAAAAGAAGAAGCAUACACAGUUCAAUCUGUUGUGAUGAAUCCAACAACUGCGUUUGAUGUUCAAUUCGUAGGAUACAAAACCCUAAAUGUUACUUGAUUGACUCAUAACUUUCUUUGACA
Zingiber officinale is the source of this 2211-nucleotide messenger RNA. RefSeq names its product zinc finger protein GAI-ASSOCIATED FACTOR 1-like. Lineage: Eukaryota; Viridiplantae; Streptophyta; Magnoliopsida; Zingiberales; Zingiberaceae. Gene Ontology annotation, molecular function: DNA-binding transcription factor activity. The transcript is spliced from 3 exons. Bases 410 to 2050 code for a protein of 546 amino acids. Gene Ontology annotation, cellular component: nucleus. The record is from RefSeq and is a predicted model, not a curated record.